Daldinia decipiens is the source of this 1733-nucleotide messenger RNA. RefSeq names its product cytochrome P450. NCBI's taxonomy places the organism in Eukaryota, Fungi, Ascomycota, Sordariomycetes, Xylariales, Hypoxylaceae. Gene Ontology annotation, molecular function: heme binding; iron ion binding; oxidoreductase activity, acting on paired donors, with incorporation or reduction of molecular oxygen. The transcript has 7 exons. The record is from RefSeq and is a predicted model, not a curated record. The coding region runs from base 74 to 1609 and encodes 511 amino acids.
GCGGGAAAUUGUGGUCUCGGGAAGCUCGACUCUAGAUCACAUUUACUCGCAGCACGAGUAGACCAUCUUCGACAUGCUGGACCGAGCUUUGCUUCUUGCUCUCUGGGCACUAGUAUGCUGGGUAUUCCUAGCGAUAUACAGAAUAUACUUCCAUCCCCUGUCGAAAUACCCAGGGUCUAAAAUUGCCGCUGUAUCGGAUUCGUGGUGGGAGUUGUAUUGGAAUUAUUAUCGAAAUGGAGAGCUGCUGUUCGAGAUCGACAGGCUUCACAAGCUCCACGGGCCUGUAAUUAGGGUCGGCGUGAACACCAUACACAUUAGCGACCCGGAGGUGUACCAAGAUCUAGUGAGAACCAACUCGACUUUCACCAAGGACCCUCACUUCUAUGUGAACAUCUCGUUUCCGGGCACUUUGAUCGGCGAGACAAACCCGGCCAGGCACCGCGUCCGGAGAAAGGUCUUGGCCCCGGCUUUGUCGGGCUCUAGGGUGCAAGAGCUUGCUCCCGCGAUUUUGGCGAAGACGAAGCAGCUGGUUAAGAGGUUUGAAGAAGCGGCCGAGAAGGCAUCGCCGAUAUGCGUCACUUCUGCCGCAAAAGCCUUUACGAUGGACAUCAUCUCCAAGAUUGUCCUCGGCCAUGAGUUGGGUUGCGUUACGGAGCCCAACUUUCGCAACCAGCUCACGGAAUACCUUGAAGCGGGUUUCAAGAUAGGAUGGGUUGGCACUUCGUUCCCCACGAUUUCAGCCAUCGCGCUGAAAGCCGCAUCCAUGACCACAUAUAUCCUUUUCCCCAUGCCCCUAUUCAGCUUCAAGCGUGCUUGUCUUAACAUUACCGGGAGAUAUCUUGAAACAUUCAAUCCGCACCAGACCGGAGGUCCUCUGAGCAACGCGACCCGUGAACUGCAAAAGAGUUACGGCGAGCGGUCGGCCGUUAUAGAUAUGCUUAUGGACCCAAAAGCCGCCAAGGACCACCAAGUUCCCAAUCUCGAGGAGCUGAACGACGAACUCGUCAUGCUUCUGACUGCUGGAAACGAUACCACCUCAACUGCUUUGAUUUACGGUCUUUACCAAGUAUACACCAAGCCCGCAGUCUACGAGAAGAUAUUUCGUGAACUUUCGGAGGAGUUCCCGUCGCUCGAAGAAGAGAUCACAUACGAGCGUGUUAGGAAGCUACCUUAUCUGACUGCCACCAUUAAGGAAAUACUGAGAGCUGGAAGCCCUCUACCCGGACGUCUUCCCAGAACCGUACCCGAAGAAGGAUACCAGCUCUACGGCAAAUAUUUGCAACCAGGCGUUAACAUCCAAAUGUCCCCCUAUAUCCUUAACCGCCACCCCGAUGUCUGGGAUCAGCCGAACGAAUUCAUUCCCGAGCGAUGGUUGACCGACGAUGUUGCUAGGCUCGACAGGUAUCUCGCCACCUUUAACAAGGGGGCUCGUCAAUGCUUAGGCAGAGAACUAGCCUGGUGUGAGAUGUGGGUUGUUUUCGGAAACAUCUUCCGACGCUUCCAGAUUACGCCGCACAACACAACCGACAAGGACAUGGAGUGGAAGGAUUUGAUUCUCGUAGCAUACAAGAACAAAUUCUACGCUACAGUUGAGAAGCAUUCGGUAUAAAGUAUGGGUAGUUAUAUGGGAGGUUUAGUUGAUAUAGGAGUAGGUAUGGGUAUAUAGCGACAUUACGACAGGUAUAGAUUAGGGAAUAAAGAGGGCGUAUGUAGAAAAAUGUACCAUUUACCAU